Dreissena polymorpha is the source of this 3804-nucleotide messenger RNA. Its product is annotated as 2'-5'-oligoadenylate synthase 3-like. Gene Ontology annotation, biological process: regulation of ribonuclease activity. The transcript is spliced from 5 exons. Gene Ontology annotation, cellular component: nucleoplasm; membrane; cytosol. Bases 201 to 1169 code for a protein of 322 amino acids. The record is from RefSeq and is a predicted model, not a curated record. Gene Ontology annotation, molecular function: double-stranded RNA binding; 2'-5'-oligoadenylate synthetase activity. NCBI's taxonomy places the organism in Eukaryota, Metazoa, Mollusca, Bivalvia, Myida, Dreissenidae.
GGGAAGCCAAAAUAGAACGUUCGUGAACUAAUCUAAAUAUAGACCAUGACUAGUUGGAAAAUAUUGCGGAUUUUCUGUAAAACCACAGCAUACAAAAUGGGAAAUCUAUCGUAUUUUCUGUAAAUCAUACAAUACCAACAGAAAGUUAUCUCUCAUUGUGACGAACAUUUUGCGACUAAUUUUGCUUCGUUCAAGUUGAAAUGGACAUCUACAGUAUAAAUGAUGAGAGGACACUAAAUGUGUUCAUCGACAACACCGUGAAACCGGACAGGGAGACUUUACAGAGAAAUAAUGCGAUGGUUGAUCGGUUGAUUCAUUUUCUCCAGAACAACAUUCCAGGAAGGCUUCGACCGAGACGUGUUAUAAAAUCGGGGUCAUUCGGCAAAGGUACAGCGGUCCGCGGAAAAUCCGAUAUCGACUUGAUCCUUAUGCUGGCCGAGUACAACAGCGUGGGCAAAUACACACAGGAUUCAAGGGACUUGCUGCAGGAGUUGAAAACAUACCUGACGAAAUACGGAGAGGCUCAGCUAGAGAAGGUCACAAAGUACUCCGUACAGGUCAAGCUGACAAAUGGCAACUUCUCGCAGUCAGUUGACGUCCUUCUCGGAAUUGACUUGCUCGAUAGAGGCAUGGUCCCGGACCACGUUUUCGACCAGAUGCAAGGGCCAGAUGUAGACACGCACUUAUACUCGGUUACAUUGGGACCUCUGCAGGUGGAGGUCAUGCAGGCACUGCCCACGCAGGUCAAGGACUUGAUAAGAAUCGUCAAAUACUGGGAAGAUGUGAAAAUGAAGGCGGUGAGAAACUGUAAGUGGCCGAGCUCGUUCGCCAUGGAGCUGGUAGUGAUGCAUGCAUGGAACAAUGCCGGAAGUCCCAGCACAAGCUUCAGUAUGGUACGCGCGCUACACGCCGUGCUGACGUCACUAGUAAACCAUCGCCAGUUCAUGGCAACAUUUCCAAGGCAGAUGAAAUACUCCUCAGUCAAGCUAGAAACAUGUUUACAACGAAGGAGGCCUCCGUAUAUCAUGGACCCUACCAAUCCUUUCAACGACAUGUAUCACGGUCUCUUCGACACGGCCUGGGACUGGAACGACGUUGCCACGGAGGCGAGCACGUGGCUGCGACAUCCGCUGUUCCGCGGCGUCACUGGCACAAACUCGCGGUGGUAAUAGGGACCUCUCGCCCAUCAAGAAGAGAUUUGACUGGUUCCUAGGAUAACUCGUAUCAACUCCCCUCAUCCAUUAUAAAAACCUCGUGAUGAGGGUCGAUUCAAUUUAUUUAUAUGAUUUUUACAAUCAUUUUUUUGUGCGUAGACAUUUUUUUUACAGUCGCCCUUAUUAAAAAACUAUUUAUUUUUUACAGAACUGUGCACUGAUUUUCAAUACGUCAGAAACAGUUGCAAACGUUUUGGACGCACAAAGGGCAAUAACUUAAGUGUACGUGCAAUCCCCACACAGAGUUGUCGUUCGAUGCUCUCGCAUACACUCGUGCAAGAGAUUGGUGCACAUGAUCAAAUAUGUCAUAUUAUACAUACCAUUGAACUGUUUAUGAUGAUACACCAUAUAUACAAGUUUGGUGUACCAUCCUACCAAAUCCACGCAUCUAAGUGUUGCCACUUUGCAAAUAGAUUGGUGUGGUACCCUUCUUGAAAGUUAUGCAACCGCAAAAAUAAUUAACACAAAUUGCGCAAGUUUAUUGAUAUAUCUUCGAUUGAGAACGAACGUUGAUAUAUAGUUCAUACCAGACCCGAAAAAACUAUUGUAUCGCUUUCACACCAAAACGAUUAAUCUUUGCACCCAUAUGAACUAUUCGAGUAUUUCUUAUUCUGUCUUGUCACGUUUUCGACGUGGCGAUAACGGCCACCAUAGCUGACACCACAUGUAGAUACACCAUUAGGUAAUAGUAAACAUGUUAUAAAUGAUAUAGAAUCUAAGUUAUUAGAGAAGGAAACUGUUGAAUGGAAAAAUUUAAUUAAUAGAGAAUCUGGACAAAGGGGCAUAGGAAGAAAUAAAUUAAGAACUAAUAAACUAUUUAAAGUAGAUUUUGGUACUGAAACAUAUAUUAGCGGUAAAAAACCAUUCAAUUAUAGAAGUGCUUUAACUAAGUUUAGGUGUGGUGUAGCGCCGCUUAGGUUAGAGACUGGCCGGUUUGAAAAUAUUGAGCUAUGUAAUAGAACUUGUUUCCAUUGUACAGAUAAGAUCGAUGAUGAAAUACAUGUACUCUUUCACUGUCCGUUGUAUGUUGAUGCAAGGAAAAUGCUAAUGGAUAAUUUAAUUGUAAAUCCUGAUAGUCAUGCCAUGUCAGAUUGUGAAAAAUUGAAAUACAUAAUCACUACAGAGAAUGUUAUGUACUUAUCAGCCAAAACCUGCUAUUCUAUUCUUCAUGAAAGGAAAAAAUACAUCUACUUAAAAUAGGUUUAAAACUCACUGUAAUAAGACCUAUUUUGGAGUACAAGUAUUUUAUCCUUUUCAUUGUUAUAUCCACAACUGCAACAUGCUAGGUAGUGCAAAAUAACCUCCUUAAAUCAGUGCCCCAGAUAAGCUGCGUAUCUGCGUCUUUCACCCUUUUAAAAUGUUUAAAAAUGCAAAUAAAUACAAUAUCAUGCGUAUUGAAAACGCAACCAAUUUGACUUUUACGCAAAUUCGUCAAAUUUGAUGCGUACGAUACAAUCGUAAAUGCUUUGCUAAUUUUUUGUAUUUUCUCUUUAGAAUUAUUAUCGCAACAUUCAACAAGCGCCUGGAUGACGGAGCAGGACAACAGUCAAAAUUAUUCAAACGCUCAAUGGACUCGAUUUCAUGCUUAAAUAAAGCCUCUGACCAAAUUAUUUACGACGACAUACAUGCGUUUUCAAUCUGACUUAAUCCGUCGCUCAUUGUGCAUGUAGUUGCAAAGCAUCUGUACUUUCAGUUUCUAGUACGAUGUUCUGCCUAAGGGUGCCUUGAUUGAGUAAACAAUUUCUAGAACAAGUUUAUAUGUUUGACAGUAACAAAGAUCUCAGUUAACAUCAGAGUUUUUUAAAGUUUAAAGUUUAUUUUAUGGACAGUUUCAAGGAUUAAAGAUGUAAGUUAUGAAACAUCAGUGUAUUAAAGUUAACAGUUUUAUUGAAUCAAUACAAGUAUGACAGGUGUGCAGCUUCAACAGAAGUUAAGCAACAAUGAGUUUAAGGUUUGCAUUUUUAUAACUCAUUUCACCCUAUUUCAAGAAUGAAAUCACCCUAUUUUUCAAAAUCAAUGGGUGAAAACCCUAUUUCCCAAAUAAUUAUCUGGGGCACUGUUAAAUGGUGUGCACCCAGAAUGAGGAGACCCAAUCCUGUAUUAAGUCACACAGAUUAUUAUGGGAAACUGGGUAGGGUUACUGAUUCCUGGGGAAGAAGUAUGAACUGGAUUUCUGUUCUGCUAAGUAUGUCUCUAUCAUUCUGGAGUCACUGUUCAGUGUGGUUGACAUAGUUAUAAUUUUUAACUGAUAUGGUUUUAAAUUGUAAGCUAUGUAAAUAUGGUCUUUGUUAAUAGUGUCUGUUAGUUUUAAUCUAAGCGUUGGUAACCAUUGCUAAUGAGUUAAUGUCCGACCUGGUCAGAGGUGAUAAUUGCUAUCUUAAACAGUUUUAUAUAAAACGUGUAGUGCCUCUUUUCGCAGUGUCAGUAUUUUACGUCAAUUUAUCUUAUGUCAGUUUUUAAUUAUGGAUUAGCAAUGGCAACCUAACUUUUAAUCUAACUUUUUAACGUAAAUAUGUAUAUAGAGAACAAGUAUGUGGAAAAUACGCAAUAUUUAACUCUUCAUAGCCUCUUAUAAAUCUUAUAUAGAAUG